GGGGAGAGCAAUGGGAGCGUGUGAAAUCAAAUAAUAUUUGGUUUCUUUUACGGCGUAAAAUUUUCAAACGCGUCAAAUUCGCCAAAUACUAUAGUCUAAAACCAAAGCUCUCUGCUUUCUUUCCCCUUUUGCUCUCUGAAAACAUUUUAUAAUUUAAAUAUCUAUAUGAAUUUCUAAGCUCAAUAUCUCUGUCUCUCAGACUCUCAGUGAACCCCUCUUUCCCCAAUUUCUUCAAAUCUAGGGUUACUGAGUGGCAAAUAACCAGAACAAACACAUUCAUUCGUUGAUCGUUUUGUGCUUAGAGCCCUGUUCAUUGUCCGUACAAAAAGCUGACAUUUUUAGAGGCAUUGCGGGACAAAUUCAAUGAAGCGAGGCAAGGUCGACUCGAUGCUGCCUCCGAGUCGACUCGGAAUGGUUCAAAUUUUGAUUGGUGCAGUGUUCGUCUACUUGCUCUUCAUCACCUUUGAAAUCCCUCACGUGUUGAAGCACGGAUUCGGGUCGUCGGGUUCGGACGACAGUCUGGACGCAUUGCCCAUAACGUUCAUGCUCGAAAGCGAAGAGGAAAUGGGCGAGAGAUACGCCCCAAGUAGACCCACGGAGAACCCGUUUCGGGACUCUGAAGGCUCGCCGUCUAGGACCCCCCAGAGGCGAACGCGCGAGGCCAAGAAAGUGUCGGGCUUGGUCUUCAAGGACACUCUGUUUGACGCCAAUGUCAGUAGAGACCAAGUCUCUGAGCUUCACAAAGCCGCCAGGAAUGCUUGGACAGCUGGGAAGAAGCUCUGGGCCGAGCUCGAGUCCGGGAAGCCCGAGUUUGGCCUGAAGAACAAGUCCGAGAACCGCUCCGAGCCGUGCCCGCACUCGCUUAUACUAUCCGGGUCCGAAUUUGAGGCUCGGAAACGGGUCAUGGUUCUUCCGUGCGGGAUGACUUUGUGGUCUCAUAUAACGGUGGUAGGUACGCCGAAGUGGGCCCACUCGGAAUAUGAUCCGAAGAUAUCGAUGUUGAAGGAGGGAGACGAAGCAGUGAUGGUUUCGCAGUUUAUGAUGGAAUUGCAGGGUUUGAAGAAUGUGGAGGGGGAGGACCCACCGAGAAUAUUGCAUUUCAAUCCGAGGUUGAAGGGCGAUUGGAGUGGGAAGCCAGUGAUUGAGCAGAACACUUGUUAUCGGAUGCAAUGGGGGUCUGCGCUUCGGUGUGAGGGUUGGAAAUCACGGGCUGAUGAAGAUACUGUUGAUGGGCAGGUGAAAUGUGAGAAGUGGAUUCGUGAUGAUGAUGAUCACUCAGAAGAAUCAAAGGCCACAUGGUGGUUGAACAGGCUGAUAGGACGGACGAAGAAGGUGACAAUAGACUGGCCUUACCCUUUUGCAGAGGGAAAAUUGUUUGUUCUUACCGUAAGUGCUGGUUUGGAAGGUUACCAUAUCAAUGUUGAUGGUAGGCAUCUCACUUCUUUCCCUUAUCGCACGGGAUUCGCUCUUGAGGAUGCUACCGGACUAUAUGUAAAUGGAGACAUUGAUGUGCACUCUGUGCUUGCUGCCUCUUUACCCACAUCACAUCCUAGUUUUGCACCAUCGAUGCAUCUUGAGAUGGUUACCAGAUGGAAAGCUCCGUCUCUUCGCUAUGGACAUGUGGAGUUGUUCAUUGGCAUUCUGUCUGCUGGCAACCAUUUUGCGGAGCGGAUGGCUGUGAGAAAGUCUUGGAUGCAGCAUAAGUUAAUCAAAUCUUCUCGUGUUGUGGCUCGUUUUUUUGUAGCUCUGCAUGGAAGAAAUGAAGUGAACAUGGAGCUAAUGAAAGAAGUAGGAUAUUUUGGUGACAUUGUUAUAGUUCCUUAUAUGGAUAACUAUGAUCUUGUAGUAUUGAAGACUGUUGCAAUUUGCGAAUAUGGGAUUCGAACAGUGCCUGCAAAAUAUAUCAUGAAGUGCGAUGAUGACACAUUUGUCAGGGUGGAUGCUGUGCUCAAGGAAGCGCGGAAAGUUCAUGGACAUAGAAGUCUCUAUAUUGGAAAUAUGAACUACCACCACAAGCCUCUUCGCCAUGGUAAAUGGGCAGUGACUUAUGAGGAAUGGCCGGAAGAAGAUUAUCCAUCUUAUGCAAAUGGUCCAGGAUACGUUCUCUCCUCUGACAUAGCAAAGUUCAUCGUAUCCGAUUUUGAAAAGCACAAGUUGCGAUUGUUCAAGAUGGAAGAUGUGAGCAUGGGAAUGUGGGUGGAGCAGUUCAACAAUUCUAAACCGGUGGAGUAUGUGCACAGCUUGAAGUUCUGCCAGUUUGGGUGCAUCGACGACUAUUACACCGCACAUUACCAAUCCCCGAGACAGAUGAUAUGCAUGUGGGACAAGUUGCAACAUCAAGGGAAACCCCAGUGCUGCAAUAUGAGAUGACCAUGACGGCGAACUUGACCAAACUGAAAUUUGUCGCAUUAGAUAUAUCUGGAACUAUUACCUUUCAUGGGCCCUUGAUACAAAAAUAGAUUUGGGGACAAUAACCUUGGAGACAUCAUCAAGGAAGAAAACAAUGCCUCCUCAGAACGAAGGGCAAAUGCCGUGAUAUUUCUCCGCUGUCAUAUUCAUGAAGGAUUAAAAAGCGAAUAUCUGAUGGUUGAAGAUCCACUGAUAUUAGAGAAGAGGUAUAAUCACUAGAGAACAGUGAUCCUUCCAAGAUCCCGCUAUGAGUGGACACACCUGGGAAUCGAUGAUUUCAAAACAGUAUCUGAAUAUAAUUCUACGAUGCACAUAAUUACUUCUAUGAUGAAACUGCGGGGAGAAUGUCACUGGUGCUGACAUGCUUGAGAAGAUAUUCACUACCUUCCAUGCCUCGAAUUUGCUCUUGCAGCAACAAUAUCGAGAACGAGGCUUCACCAAGUACUCACAGUUGGUGUCCUAUCUUUUAUUAGCAGAAUAGAUUAAUGAACUCCUGUUGAAAAAUCA
Messenger RNA from Prunus dulcis (almond), 2916 nucleotides. Its product is annotated as hydroxyproline O-galactosyltransferase GALT6-like. Gene Ontology annotation, cellular component: Golgi membrane. Gene Ontology annotation, molecular function: carbohydrate binding; galactosyltransferase activity. The transcript has 8 exons. The record is from RefSeq and is a predicted model, not a curated record. Lineage: Eukaryota; Viridiplantae; Streptophyta; Magnoliopsida; Rosales; Rosaceae. Bases 364 to 2370 code for a protein of 668 amino acids.